This is a messenger RNA of Medioppia subpectinata, 510 nucleotides long. NCBI's taxonomy places the organism in Eukaryota, Metazoa, Arthropoda, Arachnida, Sarcoptiformes, Oppiidae. The record is from the annotation of a GenBank genome assembly.
AAAGAAAACGUGACGACAAGUGUCUCUAACGAUGCCUUCGAUGUCAGCCAAUAUGUGGUUCAUUUCACUUCCGGCUGUAAAAGUGGAUUCACUUGUUUGCGGAUAUAUAAGCGCUCGAAUCAAAUCAUUGAAUUACAAUACGGCUCGUCUGCCAAACAGCCCAGUGAUGCCUGUUCUCAGCACCACUUCAAGCCAUAUAACGCUAAAUACUUAACCCUCACGACGAUGUCAUCGGAUACGAGUGAUUGUCCUUUUGAAGGCAUAUAUGCAGUGAACGUUCCCGACGAUGGGCUAUACAAUGGCCUCAAUGACCGUCAAUUGAAUCCUUCCAACGAGAAAUCAUUAUUGAUUUGUUCGGAACAAUCAUCACUCAAUUCCCGGUGCAAUUCCAACGAUCACAUCCAACUGCAGUCCAAAUGCACUUUCAAUGACAACAUUCGAAACUUUAGAUGUAAGGGCGGGUGGAAAGAGAAUGAAACCACUUAUUUGGUCGCCUCUUCUAAUGAAGAU